Messenger RNA from Nicotiana tabacum (common tobacco), 1107 nucleotides. RefSeq names its product oxaloacetate tautomerase FAHD1, mitochondrial. NCBI's taxonomy places the organism in Eukaryota, Viridiplantae, Streptophyta, Magnoliopsida, Solanales, Solanaceae. The record is from RefSeq and is a predicted model, not a curated record. Gene Ontology annotation, molecular function: acetylpyruvate hydrolase activity. Gene Ontology annotation, cellular component: mitochondrion.
AGAUGAAGCAAAGGAGAAAUUCUCUUAAUCAUCUCGACACUAUUGGUCUCUCUUUCCAUUUCGGGCAGAAUUGGCAGCUGAUUUAUCACACACUGACACACUCGUAUAUAUACAAUGUGUGCGAAAAUUCAAACAAUCAGUAUUGCUCGAAACCUAGUGUGCGGUGGCGCUGCUAGAGCAAUCGGAAAAUCAUUUGCAUCGAGGAACAUGGCAACCGCCACGACGGCAGCACAUGAAAAUCUUCUCACCGUCGGCAGUAAAAUCAUCGCCGUCGGUCGUAACUACGCCGCUCAUGCCAAAGAACUCGGUAACGCAGUACCUAAGGAGCCAGUGUUGUUUAUGAAGCCCACAUCCUCGUAUUUGAUGAACGGAGGGACAAUCGAAGUUCCUCAUCCAUUGGAAUCACUGGAUCACGAGGUGGAGUUGGCAGUUGUGAUAAGCCAAAGAGCUAGGGAUGUACCUGAAGCCACUGCUAUGGACUAUGUUGGAGGUUAUGCACUUGCUUUGGAUAUGACUGCGAGGGAGAUCCAAGCUACUGCAAAGUCUGCAGGCCUGCCGUGGACUGUUGCUAAGGGCCAAGACACAUUCACUCCUAUCAGCUCGGUUGUAAGAAGUUUUGGCAAUUUACCUAAGUCGAUGGUGCCAGAUCCCCAUGAUAUAGAAUUGUGGCUGAAGGUUGAUGGAGAAAUUCGGCAAAAAGGCUCGACAAGUGAUAUGAUAUUCAAGAUCCCAUUUUUGAUUAGCCACAUAAGUUCGAUCAUGACUCUUCUUCAGGGAGAUGUUAUUUUAACUGGGACUCCCAAAGGAGUUGGCCCUGUUAAGGUAGGCCAAAAGAUUGAUGCUGGCAUAACGGGUUUCCUGGAUGUUCACUUUGAUGUUGGAAGACGCCCAGGAGCAAAACAACAAUGAUUCACCAAGAGUUAGCUUCUUUUUUCUUUGUUGUAUACUUGAACCACUUCUUUGUGGACAAUUCUUUCUUUUUCCUUUUAAGACAUCCCGGAUAUGUUGUACAAUAAUAAAAACACUAACAUUAAACAUUUAGAACUGCUUGUAUGUUUUCUGAAAAAUUACAAGUUGAAAUAGCAUGAUGCUCGACUUUGUUUUUCA